Messenger RNA from Grammomys surdaster, 6506 nucleotides. RefSeq names its product coiled-coil domain containing 186 (gene Ccdc186). Bases 218 to 2971 code for a protein of 917 amino acids. Gene Ontology annotation, biological process: vesicle cytoskeletal trafficking. The transcript has 16 exons. The record is from RefSeq and is a predicted model, not a curated record. Gene Ontology annotation, molecular function: small GTPase binding. Gene Ontology annotation, cellular component: trans-Golgi network. Lineage: Eukaryota; Metazoa; Chordata; Mammalia; Rodentia; Muridae.
GGCUUCGGCGUCGUCGCCAUCUUUGUUGAUGUGUCAGCUCCGCAGGGGUUUUGGGGAAAACCUCGGUUCACAGCCCGGGAUCGGCUGUGGUCUCCGCGCGUGACUUCCUCGCCCACUCCGCGUCGACUAGACGCCGCCAUGGAGUCGCCGGCCCCGGAGCCGGAGCUCCGUCGGCCUCGCUAGGGUGCGGCCCGGGGCUGGGCGACGGACGAUGUAAAUGAAGAUUAGGAGCAGAUUUGAAGAAAUGCAAAGUGAAUUGGUGCCAGUCAGCAUGUCAGAGACAGAGCACAUAGACUCCAUUUCUUCUGAUACAACUACUGGGAAAACAUCUGAGUUGAAGGACGACUCAUGCAUCUCAGUUUCUGGUGAUGAAAGCAGCCGAUUAGAAACGGGAUCUGAACUAUUGUCAUUGAACUCUGACAGAAUUUUAUGUCAGACUAAUAAACACUGUAGUCAGAUUGAAGUACAGGAAAGCCAUGUUCCAGACUGUGGCAGUGGUGAGACUUCUUGUGCUAAUACAGACACAUGCCCAGAAAAUUCUGAACAAAUAGAUGACAUUCCUGGUGGGGACUUUACAAAACAAGUGUCAAAAACCAGGGAACCAGAGCACACGGUAACACAGAUACUGGCAGAGUUAAAGUCAUCUGCACCCACAGAAGCUGGUAAUCCAAAGACCUCCUCAGCAAGCCUCUACGACACAGACUGCACCAGGAAACUCAUCUCAAAGAUAAAGACUGUUUCAGCCUCAGACGAUUUGUUGGGAGAGAUAGAAUCUGAGCUCUUAUCUGCUGACUUUGCAGAGGAACACCAAGUACCGAAUGGAGUGAAUAAAGGAGAGCAGGCGUUAGCCCUGUUUGAGAAGUGUGUACACAGCAGGUACCUGCAGCAGGAGCUCACUAUUAAACAGUUAAUUAAAGAAAAUAAGAAUCAUCAGGAACUUAUAUUAAAUAUUUGUUCAGAAAAAGAUAAUUUAAGAGAAGAACUGAAAAAAAGAACAGAAACAGAGAAACAGCAUAUGAACACAAUUAAACAGUUAGAAUUAAGAAUAGAGGAACUGAAUAAAGAAGUUAAAGCUUCCAAGGAUCAGCUAGUAGCACAGGAUGUCACAGCCAAAAAUGCAAUCCAGCAAAUCCAUAAAGACAUGGCCCAGCGGAUGGACCAGGCCAAUAAGAAAUGUGAAGAGGCCCGCCAGGAAAAGGAAGCAAUGGUAAUGAAGUAUGUGCGAGGCGAGAAGGAGUCUCUAGACCUUCGCAAGGACAAAGAGACCCUUGAGAGGAAGCUUAGAGAUGCAAGUAAGGAAUUGGAGAAAAACACUAACAAAAUUAAGCAGCUGUCUCAGGAGAAAGGGCGGCUGCAGCAACUCUAUGAAUCGAAGGAAGGUGAAACAACUAGACUCAUCAGAGAAAUAGAGAAGUUAAAGGAGGAGAUGAACUCUCACAUCAUUAAAGUAAAGUGGGCGCAAAACAAGUUAAAAGCUGAAAUGGACUCACACAAGGAAACCAAAGAUAAACUCAAAGAAACAACUACAAAACUAACCCAGGCAAAGGAAGAAGCUGAGCAGAUCAGGCAAAACUGUCAGGAUAUGAUAAAAACGUAUCAGGAAUCCGAGGAACUUAAGUCCAAUGAGCUAGAUGCAAAGCUCCGAGUCACAAAAGGAGAACUUGAAAAGCAAAUGCAAGAGAAAUCCGACCAGCUGGAGAUGCAUCAUGCCAAAAUAAAGGAACUAGAAGAUCUGAAGAGGACGUUUAAGGAGGGCAUGGAUGAGCUACGGACAUUGAGAACAAAAGCAAAGUGUCUAGAAGAUGAACGCUUAAGAACCGAAGAUGAGUUAUCAAAGUACAGGGAAAUUAUCAAUCGACAGAAAGCUGAAAUUCAGAAUUUAUUGGACAAGGUGAAAAUCGCUGACCAGUUACAGGAGCAGCUUCAAAGUGGUAAGCAAGAAAUUGAACGUUUGAAGGAAGAAAUGGAAAGCCUUAAUUCUUUGAUUAACGACCUACAGAAAGACAUUGAAGGCAGCAGGAAAAGAGAGUCUGAGCUCCUGCUUUUCACAGAGAAGCUCACUAGUAAGAAUGCACAGCUGCAGUCUGAGUCCAGCUCUCUGCAGUCACAGGUAGAUAACCUCUCCUACAGCGAGAGUCAGCUGCAAAGCCAGUGCGAGCAGAUGGAGCAGGCUAACAGUGCUCUGGAGAGCAGGUUGCUCAAAGAGGAAGAACUUCGAAAAGAGGAAGUGCAGACUCUGCAGGCUGAACUUUCCGCUGCCCAGACAGAAGUUACAGCCUUGAGGACCCAGGUGGAGGAGCUGAAAGAUGAGUUAGUAACGCAGAGGCGCAAACAUGCCUCUAACGUCAAGGACCUCAGCAAGCAGCUUCAGCAAGCACGGAGAAAAUUAGACCAGACUGAGAAUGGAAACUACGAUAAAGACGUUAGCAGCAUGGGAAGUCGCUCUAGUUCAUCCGGGUCACUUAAUGCUCGAAGCAGUGCUGAAGACCGGUCUCCAGAGAAUACUAGCUCCUCAGUGGCUGUGGACAACUUCCCAGAAGUAGACAAGGCCAUGCUGAUUGAGAGAAUAGUGAGGCUGCAGAAAGCCCAUGCCCGGAAGAAUGAGAAAAUAGAAUUCAUGGAGGACCACAUCAAACAGCUGGUUGAAGAAAUAAGAAAGAAAACCAAAAUAAUUCAGAGUUACGUUUUACGAGAAGAAUCAGGCACACUUUCUUCAGAAGCAUCUGAUUUUAACAAAGUGCAUUUGAGUAGACGCGGUGGCGUCAUGGCGUCCUUGUACACAUCUCAUCCCGCUGAUAGCGGGCUAACACUGGAGCUCUCUUUGGAAAUCAACCGAAAAUUACAGGCUGUUUUGGAAGAUACAUUGCUAAAAAAUAUUACUUUGAAGGAAAACCUGCAAACACUUGGAACAGAAAUAGAACGCCUUAUUAAACACCAGCAUGAACUGGAGCAGAGGACGAAGAAAGCCUAACACAAAGCUCUUGCCUAGUAGACAGACGAGCCACAGAGCAGCAGGUGCCACUGUCCAGUGUCCUGAAACAGUCCCUGCUUUGUGUCAACUAAUCAAAAAUUGGUUUUGCUUCCCUGUGUAGAGGUGCCCUUUUCUGAAUGGGUGUGUGGCGUGUGUGUGCUGUGAGCCCACUGUGAGCUCAGCCAAGGUCGUUUCUCUGCCGUGCAGUCAGCCUCCUUGUCACUGACUCAGGAUUUAAUUUGCUUAUUGCCCUAAAGUGCUAAACAUUAGUACAAGGGUUAAAAUACCUUUACCACAGUCCUUUCCGUAGUGGCAUCAGCCUUUGAAAAGUAUUCCUGAAAUGAGAGGUGUUCAUCAUCCAACCAUGCACUAUUUCUGCAACACAAAAAGAAACCUAGAGGAAUUAUAAAGAUUUUCAGUUCUAAUCUGGGCACAGUGAUCACCCCUGUAGUCCUAACUACUUCGAAGGCUAAAGAGGAUCUCUUGAGCUCAUGAGUUCAAAGCCAGCCUGGAAACAUCUUAAAACCCCAUCACAAUUUGCCCCAACCACAGAAUAGCCUUGGGUUGUGGUGUAAGGGUGUGUGUGGUACUUAAAUCAGUUCUGAGUUUACUGACAACUAGACAGGAAUCUGGCUGUAGGGAAUUAGCUCAGGCUGGGCACUGAUGUCAGGUCUCCUUACCUGACAUAGGUAUGUUUUUCACAUUUGAGUUACUAGUUGAAAUUUUAAAAUCUUUAGUGAUAUAAACUAUGAUUUUAAACAAUAUGUGAACUUAGAAUUUUCCUGUGGAUUUGCUAUAUUUUAAAAUGUGAAAUGGAUCCAGUCAUUAGAACAGAUAAAUGAAGACUUUGAAACUGAGAUGCUUUAUGACAGGCCUUAGUUUUACUGACAUUGUGUAGAGGGAAAUAUAAAGGGCUUGGGCCGAGGUUCUUGUGUGCCCAUCACAUAAGGAGGCGCUCAGUUUCCUCAAGUGCUGUUUCCAUAUGUUACUUAACAGCUAUGUCUUCAGCCAAAGGGACUUUGGAGCAGAAUUGUGUAUCUUGUUGUAUGUUUACAGUAUUUAAGAUGUAUACUUAAAUGUUGCCAAUUGAAGUGUCCACACUUCUGUCAUUGAAGUUUUCUCAGUUGGUAGCUUCUCAUGCCCCAGAACCUAACACACCGCACUCUGUUGAGGCUGUCUAUAUCCUGGGAGAUCUUGGAACAUAUUCAGUAAGCUUCUGUUUGGGUUUGGGUUUUUUGGGUUGGUUGUUGGUUUUUUGUUUGUUUGGGUUUUUUUGUUUUGUUUUGUUUUUUUGGUUUUUGUAUUUUCCUCUUAAGGAGCUUGAGCUUUGGGACCUACAGCUUUAAAGAACUGUGUGGGCUCUAGCUGGGCAUGGCAACACAUGCCUACACUCCCAACACUUAGGAGGUGAAGGACGAUUAAAGAUCAGCCUCAAGUACACAGCGAGUUGGAGACACCUUGGAAACCUGUACUAUAACAGAAUUGUGCAGGCUCUAAAGAUUUUGAUCAUGACGUCAGUGCCCUUUUAAUGUAUUUUAACAUUUCCUCCAAUCAACAUUGAUUAUAAAUGUAAUUCACUAAAUACUAAAUGUCAGUAUAAUGUCUCUUUGUGAAUAUUAUCUGUUAUUAUCCAAAAAAGUAUCUCUUAGCUUCAGUGUGAAAAUGCAUUCAAAGUUGUUUUAUUUUGAAGAUAGUUGUAAAAAGUACUAGUCAUAAUAUGUCUUGCUCUUUUUAUUAUUAAUAAUUUAUUAGAAUAAAAAAAUAAGAGGGUAAGUGCAAUAAAUUGUGAAUUAUUUUCCCAUGUAUUCCUAGACAUACUUGUAGCACUCAAAAGGUCUACAUAGCGUAGGCAGUGUAGCUGUACCACCUGGUUCCUCAGGUGAUGCUGAUUCUUGAGCUACAGCAGUUGGGUUUUUAAUUUCAAGACACAAAAAAUGCGUAGUGGAGACCAAACAGUGAUCGUGUCCACAAUGUUCUGUACCUAUAUACUUUUAAAGUAUAUACACAUUUGGUAUAGAGUGGGGCAAGCUAGUAUUAAUAUUUGUGCUGCCAUGUACUUGAGGAACUUAAUAAUGAAAUAAUUUAAGAAUAUAAUUACUAAAAGCCAUGCUUUGAUCAUACCUACUGUCCUUCCAUAUCUAUGAAGCUUAAAAAGCUGGAAAAGUUCUAUUUUCUUUUUCAUUAGGCAUCUCCUGUGUCCUUUCAUAUAUGGUCAGGACUGAGCAAAAUAAUGUGUAAGAAACAAGUGUGUGUCCAAGAGAACCUGCACUGACUUAUGACAAGCUCCUGGGGUAGAUUUAUUUCUGAGCUUCUUAUGCUCAUAGAAUAUGUGGAAGAGAGACCCUGAGACCAGAGUAUGAAUUUAUUUGAUCAUUGUUAGUUACAAAUGUAAAUGGCUAUUUUGGUUAUUUAAUAAUAUUUUGGUAUCCUUGGGCAAGAAAUUGGUGUGCAUGCACAUCUAGGUGUGUAUACUUCCCUGGUUUUCACCUGAAAGUGAGUGCUGUGACUCCUUUUUUUCCCAUACCACUUGAGAUUUUGAGUCUGUUUGGUACAUUUGGACACAGUGACCAAUUGUUGGUGGUUUCAUUUUGUUUCUCUAUAACCAUUUAAAACGACUCGAUCAGGCUACACAGGUCAUCUAUUCAUUUAAGAAAUACAUUUGCCUAAUAAACACUCCACCAGGCACCCUACAGGUAUUGUGGUUGUCACUCUCCAGUCCCUUGGGACUUGUGGUCUCAUGACAGCAGCAGGGCAGGUCUUCAGGCUUCAAUCUCGGGCUAGCCUUUAUUACUGGGCUACUCGCUUGCACAGGUAGAUGAGCCAAGCACCUCAGCCUCACCUGGAGCUCUGGCCUGGGAGAGUGUUGCUCCCAUGGUGCUCUGCACAGCUCCUAACUUAGAAAUCCGUUAGACUUUUAGCGCUUUGUGACUGGUUGACUGGCGCCUGGUUCAUGCUCCUGAAGAGUCCGGUCCUAUUGAGCAGCUUCUGAAUUCUCUCGUACAGGUUAUUGGUUAUUUUCUAAAUAUUUCUACAAGAAAAUUUAGCCUAAAAUUUGGAAGAAAAAAGACCCAGAAACUAUUAAUACUGUAAAUGUGGUACACAUUACCCUGGUAAUGAUUUUUUUUAUAAAUAAUGACAUUCAUGCUUUGGGACUGUUGAUUCUGCUAAUCUGUUUUUCAGGAAUUUUUUUUCAGUUAAUUUUCAUACUAAUGUUAUUAAUUCUUAAGAAACCAAUUGGUGGCACUAGUGACCAAAAGUUGUCAAAGGUAAACAAGAAAAAUAAUUGAAAGAAGCAAACUAAAUGAGAGCGUAGUUGCAUAUUGAAAUGGAUGUCACCUCUCCUGGGCUCUGGAGGUGCGUACGGCUGUCUCCAUACCUGCUGUUGUCUUCCCUUCCCGAGUGCAUAGAUGUCUGCGUUGUAUAGGUAAACCCUGGAUUACACUGUGCAUUCUGUAAAUACUCUGUAUAAAGCCAUGCUUUUUGGGAAGUCUGUGUACAUUCUGUACUUAUUAAAUAAGCAGUGCCUGUUUACCAA